This is a messenger RNA of Postia placenta MAD-698-R-SB12, 471 nucleotides long. RefSeq lists its product as hypothetical. Bases 1 to 471 code for a protein of 156 amino acids. The transcript is spliced from 2 exons. The record is from RefSeq and is a predicted model, not a curated record. Lineage: Eukaryota; Fungi; Basidiomycota; Agaricomycetes; Polyporales; Adustoporiaceae.
AUGGCUCGUGCCUUUGGCAUCAGCAGGGUGCAGUCCACUGGACACGGCCGCCCUCCAUUCUGGCAAAAGACCCCCGUUCGAUAUCGACAGACCUACGUCCGCCGAACUAUGUCUUGCAACCUGUUUCUGUGGGAGCUCACCGACGGCACUCACCUCUCCGCACGCAACGACUUCGGUCCUCUGUUUAAGUCUGGCGUACGCCAGAUACGUAUCCGCAAGCUCAAUUCUGAUCUGAAUUCGUACACAACGUGGCAGCGAGCGGACUCACUGCGGUUGUGCUGCGAGGCUCUCCAGGGCAAGGUCUUCACGGACGCGGCGACGUGGCAGGAGGUGUGCGGCUUCCUCAUGAAGGCCAUCCCGGACCAGGAUAUACGCCUUUCAGACACGGUAUUGCGUGUGGUCACCCUGGGUGUUAUCGAGGUCCUGUACGAUAACGCAGGACAGAGCACGUCGAAGCCGAGUCCAUCGUAG